AUGGCGGAAGAAACAGAGCAUGAAAUACCGGUGGAAAUGAAUGAAUUCGACGAGGCAUUCAGAACGGACGAAUUGAUUUUCAUGCGCCAGUUAGAGCCCAUCUCGGGCCUAUAUUCUGAGGAACAAUUGGCUACCUUGAACGAGACACCUUUAUUGGAAAAUGAAGUCUCAAACUUCACUUCUACGUUGGGUAUCUCUCCACCAUUCAUGCCUACUUAUCCGACUCUUACGCCGCAACCAUGGUGGAUAGAGAGUUUAGUCGAGACGGAACUGGGACUGUUUUAUAGCGCGGUAGAUAACCGCGAGCAGCUCCCGACAGGCCUGAACAAAGAACUGCACCCACAGCACUGUGACGAAUGCAUGCAAAAGUAA
Aspergillus melleus is the source of this 372-nucleotide messenger RNA. RefSeq lists its product as uncharacterized. The transcript has 2 exons. The record is from RefSeq and is a predicted model, not a curated record. Bases 1 to 372 code for a protein of 123 amino acids. Lineage: Eukaryota; Fungi; Ascomycota; Eurotiomycetes; Eurotiales; Aspergillaceae.